GGUGCCCUUUCCCAUAUCGUAAGUGCUUAAUAGAAUCCGGAACUACAUAACAUUUACAAAUUAUUGCUUAUUUAUUGAAAGAAAUCUUGGUGCGCUAAUGAAUGUUAUUAAAGCAAUUAUUGGAACGGGUAUAUUGGUCGCACCUAUGGCGUUUUACAAUGCCGGCUGGUUGAAUGCUUUGAUUAGUACAACUUUAAUUGGUCUUAUUGUCUUAUAUUCUAAACAAAUAUUGAUGUCUGGCUUGUAUGAGAUAGCAAAACGAAGACGAGUGCCAGUCUUUACGUAUGCCGAGGGCGUGGUGGAAGCACUUGCUGAGGGUCCACCGUGUAUGCGUGGACUGCAGAGAGUAUUACGUUGCAGUGUGAACUCAUUUCUUUUCGUUUAUCAUUUCGGUUCCUGUUGUGUCUACGUUGUUUUCAUAGCGAAUUGUGUGAAAGAUCUUGGUGAUCAUUAUUGGUCCAUUUGGGAUAGUCGAAUAUACAUGUGCUACGAAAUCCUCCCACUAUGUUUGAUUUACUGUAUACCGAACUUGAAGUCAUUGGUUCCUUAUGCGAUGAUCGCAAAUUUUUCACUAUUGUUUGGAUUCGGUAUCAUUUUCUAUUACAUGUUAACUAACCUCAAACCGUUUGAAGAAUUGAACGCAUUUCAAGAUUUUCGCCUUUAUCCUCUCUUCAUUGGAGCCACUCUGUUUGCCUUUGAAGCACCAGGAUUGGUGGUUUCCAUUGAGGCGAAUAUGAAAAAUCCGAAAUCUUAUGUUGGCUUAACCGGCAUUUUGAGUCAGGGUAUACUCAUCGUCAUCCUACUGCAGCUUUUCUUUGGUCUAUUCGGUUAUUGGCGUUAUGGUGAUGAAAUCAAGUCGGCUAUUCUACAGAGUCUGCCAUACGAUGAGAUUCUUGGUAACACUGCCCGCGUUAUUUUCGCAUUUUCCAUGUUCAUUUCCCACCCCCUGCAAGGCUAUGUAGCCAUCGAUGUCAUGUGGAAUAAUUGGUUGAAGGAAAAGGUGGCAGAAAAUAUGGCAUUCGCACUGGAAUUGGCGUUUCGAAUGUGUCUUGCAAUUUGCUCAGUGUUAUUUGCCAUAGCUCUCCCAAAUUUAACUUUAAUUCUUUCAUUCGUCGGUGCCUUUUGCCUUUCAUUUUUGGGUCUGAUUUUUCCAGCCAUCAUUGAUAUUUCUGUUAGAUACGAAACUGGCUAUGGACCCGCUAAAAUAUAUUUAUUAGCCAGUAUUCUGCUGAUCAUUUUCGCUGUUAUUGGAGGUAUAACUGGUUCAUAUGUUCCAAUCGAACAAAUGGUCAGGCUUUACAUCAAUGGGACAGAUUUGACCGGAUGAAGCCCGUGAAACAAAAAUUAAGUUGAUGAGAGAUAGAAGUGUAUUCACAUAAAUACAUACAUACGUGCAUAAAG
This is a messenger RNA of Rhagoletis pomonella (apple maggot), 1401 nucleotides long. Its product is annotated as proton-coupled amino acid transporter-like protein CG1139. The transcript is spliced from 7 exons. NCBI's taxonomy places the organism in Eukaryota, Metazoa, Arthropoda, Insecta, Diptera, Tephritidae. Gene Ontology annotation, biological process: amino acid transmembrane transport. The coding region runs from base 98 to 1327 and encodes 409 amino acids. Gene Ontology annotation, molecular function: amino acid transmembrane transporter activity. Gene Ontology annotation, cellular component: vacuolar membrane. The record is from RefSeq and is a predicted model, not a curated record.